Molecule: messenger RNA, 1968 nt
Organism: Trematosphaeria pertusa
Lineage: Eukaryota; Fungi; Ascomycota; Dothideomycetes; Pleosporales; Trematosphaeriaceae
Exons: 1
Coding region: 1-1968 (655 amino acids)
Source: RefSeq, a predicted model, not a curated record
AUGGCAAAAGCUUUCCCUGGAGCCCCCUUAACGAAAAAGCCUGAGGGUACACGGGGAGCUUUCGAAUAUCCUCCCCUACCGGACGCAGGCUCCGGUAGCUUACGACUCAUACAGAUAGAGUCCGGCCAGGGACUCGGCUCUCAAGAUGGAAUAUACUGCACGAUGAUAUGCACGCAAUCAUGGAGAAAGAAUAUGAAAUAUGAUUGCCUGUCUUACUGCUGGGGUGAGGGAGGCAAGAAGCGACAGAUUUUCGUCAGGACAUCGGAUGGGCCAGAUUCACACUAUCAGCCCUUCCUAGUCACGGAGAAUUUACUCAGCGCUUUGACGAGCCUUCAGGAAACGCACGCCGCGAAAUGGCUCUGGAUUGACGCAAUCUCAAUCAACCAGGGCGAUCUAGCUGAAAGAUCCGCUCAGGUUGCCAUGAUGAAGGAAAUUUAUAGCAGAGCCGCAAGCGUCAUCAUCUGGCUUGGGGAAUGCACUGCUACACUAAACAAAGCCUCAUCCAUUAUCUCGUCGAUUGCAAUUCGUUUCCGGGACGAUACAACCCGCACGGCCGAGUCCAUCAUUGGAAAUGGAAGCCUAGCUCUGUCUACUUCGGACAUUGGCUGGAUGGAACAGUAUACAUCGAGGCAACUUCCAGAAGCCGCCGUGAGAGAAUCAUAUGAGUGUGUAGCCAACUUCUUCUCUCUGCAAUGGUUUCGCAGAGUUUGGGUUCUUCAGGAGGCCUUCUCGAAUAAGAAAAUCACAGCCCGACUUGGUCAAUUGUCGCUGCCCUGGGGCUCCAUCCUCCUAGCUGCUCUCUGGCAGUCUUUUCUUACUCGCAGGUAUACGACAUACUUAGGCAGAGCUGAAGACGAUGGUGGCCAUCAAGGUGCCGGUUACCUUCCUGAACUCUGGUUUGGGCUGCUCCACAACAGAGCACCGAGGGGCUUGUCUAUGGUAGAACUUGUCUGCCGCGCUCGAGACUUCCAAGCGUCCGAUCCCAGAGACAAGUGCUUCGCGCUCCUCGGACUCGCGAACGACAUUACCAGCCCCAAUUCUCAGACACCUAACAUGCGCCCUGACUACUCCAAAUCCAAGGUGGACGUGUACACUGGAUUUGCAAGGGAGAUGAUCUUGAUGAUGGACAAUCUCGACAUCUUAUCCGCCGUCGACACAUUCUCCGUCGGAAGGCCACAGAAUGACAUCAUCUCGUGGAUGCCUGACUUCGAUGUCUGCAUCGCAACAAUCCGUGGUCUAGGAUUCCCAAGGAAAUACAACGCCGCGUUCUCAACCGCAGUAGAUCACUCCACGGUAACCAACAACUCUCCCGGCAGCACGGCGUUGAGCCUCUCGGGGUUCAUCAUCGACCAGGUUGGUCCUCAAAUGACAAGCGUUUUGACAAUGGGAAAGGACCUCAACCUCCAUGCCGACACCGAAGACGCCUUGAUGACCAUCUGGGAAAAGCACCUCUGUUCACAUCGUCAGGGUAGCGCCGAAGAUGCAGUCCUGCAGUCCUACAUACACACACUAACGGCCGCGGGAUUCGCUCUGUAUACCGACUUCCGAGCUUACCCGCUGGGAAAGGUCGUACCCUCCCGCGAGGUCCCCUCCCUAGUCGCCGACUUUGCGGCGUACUUCGCCCGCAUCGACCCAGCCUUCGCUAGCCUCCGCAAUGCCUCUCAUCUCCGUAGGCUAGUUGAACGAGGCGACCCGGACCAGUUCGCCGUGCUGGCCGGCAAAGCAUGCCAUGAGCGCAAGUUCUUCAUCACGCGCGACGGACGGAUGGGUCUCUGCCCCCGAAACGCGCGACCCGGAGACGCUAUUGCGAUUCUCUAUGGAGGGAGUGUGCCCUAUGUGCUGCGAGAGCUGGGCGAGGGGAAGUGGUACUUCGUGGGCGAAUGCUACGUCGAUGGGAUGAUGUUUGGGGAGGCGGAGGAGCUAAAGAGGACGAGAGGUAUUCAAGACCAAGUCUUCAACAUAGCAUGA